UUCGUGGUUACCUAUCGAAGCUUUACAUAUUUAACGAAUGACGGGAAGAGAUCGAAAAUCUUCAAUGCAUAAAUUUAUUGUUGGAGGAUGGCUGUACGCUUGGCGUCCGACACAAUUCGCACAUUGUACGCUAUCCAGUGUAUCACAAAGGACAUAAAGCAUCGGUCACAAUCUCCGGUUUACAAGAACAAAACUCAAGAGCUGUGUAAAGUAGGAGAAGUUGGACAAAUUUCAGCUAAGUCAUCGUCUAUUUCUAUGUCAGACACGCCGUCGUCAGAAAAUUCACAUCGAUCUGAGAAACAGCGCGCUAAUACAUCGAGCGAAACUGCGCUGGUGCACAAAGUUCAUCGAAACGAUCGUUCCCUGCGUAACAACGUACCAGAACGAGCAAAAUGCCAGGAGCUCGACGAUAUCUUAGCAAAAUGGAACGUGUACAGCGCGAAAAAAUAAUAUUUUUAAACGUAUUUUGUUUUUGAUAACGAGUUUAUUAGUCCCGAUACCAUUCAUCGACUGAAAUGUGAAUUUUGUGACGGAAAAUUGUCUAAAAACACGAAUAAUUCCUACGAAAAUGUAAUUCUAAUUAGUAAUUAUUAAAAUUGUAAUUACGAUAGAUCUCGUGAGUUGAAAAACAUUUAAAGAUGUCCAGCAAGUACGUCAAGUUAGGAGAUCUGUAUUAUAAAUUGUAUGUACAUACUUAAUUCUAUGGGAAUGUAAUGAAUAUAUUUUUUAAUACACUGUUUAUUUUAAUGACCGGC
Messenger RNA from Megalopta genalis, 755 nucleotides. RefSeq lists its product as uncharacterized. The record is from RefSeq and is a predicted model, not a curated record. Lineage: Eukaryota; Metazoa; Arthropoda; Insecta; Hymenoptera; Halictidae.